Molecule: messenger RNA, 2392 nt
Organism: Arabidopsis lyrata subsp. lyrata
Lineage: Eukaryota; Viridiplantae; Streptophyta; Magnoliopsida; Brassicales; Brassicaceae
Product: calcium-binding mitochondrial carrier protein SCaMC-1
Exons: 5
Coding region: 693-2201 (502 amino acids)
Biological process (GO): transmembrane transport
Molecular function (GO): ATP transmembrane transporter activity; calcium ion binding; nucleic acid binding
Source: RefSeq, a predicted model, not a curated record
AUUUGUUGACAGCAAAGUUCGAGAAUAAAAAUAUCAAUUUUAAAUAGUAGGAGAAUUAAAUGACCAUUUUCCCUUGGUUUAUCUAUUAUUAUGCAUUAAAAAUAAGUUACUAUAGCGCAUUGAUUUAAAAAAAAAAAAAAAAUUGGCCAGCCUGAGUACCAUUAUUUUAAACAUGGGAUAUUGCACAUUAAUUUUUUCAAAUUUGGACCAUGUAUGCUGCUCCGGGAGGUGUGUCAAGAAAAAUCUAGUCUCUUUGAACCUGUCAAGUGUCAACAAUCACAUACCUUUUAGCAAAUAAUAAAAUAUGUUAUACGAAUAAAGGUUUUUCCAUUUUUUAAGUUAAAAUAUUUCGAAACAAAGUUUAUGAAAAAAUCGUAUAAAUGAAAACUGGAAGAAUAUCCCAUGAGAAUCUCAACUCCGCACCAUUGGAGAGAUUGGCCCCUUCUUCUUCUUCUUCUUCCUACACCUCUCUCUCUUCUUCUUCCUUCAGCUUCACCUGCAUCAGCACAAAUCCCCAAUCUCUUCUUCAAAUUUAGAUCCUUUCUUUCUUCACUCGAAUCACGGAUUUGAGAUUCUCUCUACGUUACGCGUUUUCAAUGGUGACCGUUUCUGGAGAUUCAUUGCAGAUCUGAAUACAAGGAUGAUAUGAUCACAAACCCAGAAACUCAAAAUCUGAUUUUUUGAUCAUCAUCAUGUCGACGACUCAUGGCGUGGAACAUGUUGGUUUACCAACCAAAAUAGAAGCUACGAAAUCGUCGAAACAGGGUUGUUGCAACCCGGUUAAGAAACCCGGACCCGUUUCAAUGGAUCAUGUUCUCUUAGCUCUCCGUGAGACGAGAGAAGAGCGAGAUUUACGAGUCAGGAGCUUGUUCAAUUUCUUCGAUUCUGAGAAUGUUGGUUACUUGGAUUGUGCUCAAAUCGAGAAGGGUUUGUGUGCGCUUCAAAUCCCAAGUGGGUAUAAAUACGCUAAGGAGUUGUUUAGGGUUUGUGAUGCGAAUCGAGAUGGGCGUGUUGAUUAUCAUGAGUUUCGUAGAUAUAUGGAUGAUAAGGAGCUUGAGUUGUAUAGAAUCUUUCAAGCUAUUGAUGUUGAGCAUAAUGGUUGCAUUUCUCCUGAGGGGCUAUGGGAUUCGCUUGUGAAGGCUGGGAUUGAGAUAAAUGAUGAGGAGCUUGCUCGUUUUGUGGAACAUGUUGACAAGGACAAUGAUGGAAUAAUAAUGUUUGAAGAAUGGAGAGAUUUUCUUUUGCUGUACCCUCAUGAAGCUACCAUUGAAAAUAUAUACCAUCACUGGGAAAGAGUAUGCCUUGUAGAUAUUGGAGAACAAGCUGUUAUUCCGGAAGGCAUCAGCAAACAUGUAAAGAGGAGCAACUAUUUCAUCGCAGGUGGCAUAGCUGGUGCAGCUUCUAGGACUGCUACUGCACCUCUAGAUCGCUUAAAAGUUCUUUUGCAAAUUCAGAAAACUGAUGCUAAAAUCCGAGAAGGCAUAAAGUUGAUAUGGAAGCAGGAUGGAGUUAGGGGUUUUUUUCGAGGUAACGGGUUGAAUAUUGUGAAGGUAGCACCAGAGAGUGCCAUCAAGUUCUAUGCAUAUGAGCUUUUCAAAAACGCUAUUGGUGAAAACAUGGGUGAAGACAAAGCAGAUAUAGGCACAACAGCUAGACUUUUUGCUGGAGGUAUGGCUGGUGCAGUGGCUCAAGCCUCUAUAUACCCUUUGGAUCUUGUGAAAACUCGGUUGCAGACUUGCACAAGCCAAGCAGAUGUUGUUGUUCCCAGGCUUGGAACGCUCACCAAAGACAUACUGGUUCAUGAGGGUCCACGCGCCUUUUACAAAGGUCUUUUCCCUUCUCUUCUCGGGAUUAUUCCUUAUGCGGGUAUUGACCUUGCUGCGUAUGAAACAUUAAAGGACUUGUCCAGGACAUAUAUUCUUCAAGACGCUGAACCAGGUCCGCUCGUGCAACUAGGAUGCGGAACAAUCUCAGGAGCUCUUGGAGCAACCUGUGUUUAUCCUUUGCAGGUUGUGAGAACAAGAAUGCAAGCGGAACGAGCAAGAACCUCCAUGUCAGGAGUAUUCAGGAGAACAAUAAGUGAAGAAGGUUACAGAGCACUCUACAAAGGGCUUCUACCAAACCUUCUAAAGGUUGUUCCUGCUGCAAGCAUUACAUAUAUGGUUUACGAAGCAAUGAAAAAGAGUCUAGAACUUGAUUGAUUAGUGGCUUCACUUCAGUUCGAUAUUGACGAAAAAACGGGAAUAAUAAAAGGAGAACCUAUAAAACUAGGUUAUUUUAACAUACUUAAUUCUUCUAAACAUCAUUUGUAUGAGAUAAUACUAUAAGAUUCUUGUUUCCCCAAACUUUAAAUUUUUUUGCAAGUGUACAAAAGCUCUCUUUACUUUUUUUA